CCAAACCUCUUGUGCUUGUUCGUCUCCCGGCGGCGUCUUCCUCUUUACUCCCUUCCCUUCCCGCAUUCGCGGUCAUCUACUCCUACUCCACUCAUCCAUCCGCUUCUCACCUCAGCGCUUCCCACUGCACCAGCAGCGGCAGCCCGCGCGGCGCCAAAACACAUAAAAAUCCCAGCUGCCCUCCCUCCUCCCACGCCGCGCUGCCCGACCCGAUCGCCAUGCGCGCGGCGGCUUCCUCUUGGCGCUUGUAGAUGGGCUCGUCCUCCCUCCUCCUCUUCCCCUCGUCCUCCUCCGCCGCAUCCCCUGCUUAUUCCCAUGCCACCGCCUCCACCUCCUCCCACUCCUCCUUAUUGCCGCCGCUCCCCUCCCCCCAAGACCACCACCUCCUCCAGUACCUACACCACCUAGACCAACAGCAGCAAGAAUCCGCCGCCAUGGUCCGCAAGCGCCCGGCGCCCGACAUGGACCUCCCGCCGCCGCGCCGCCACGUCACGGGCGACCUCUCCGACGUCACGGCCGCCGCCGCAUCCGGUGGUGGUGCCCCGCCGCCGCAGUCGGCUGCCACCAGCGCGCAGCUGCCCGCGCUGCCCACCCAGCUCCACCUCCCCGCGUUCCAGGCCCAGCAGCAGCACCACCACCACGCGGAGGUGGACGCGCCCCCGGCGGGCGAGGUGGCGGCGUCCACCACGGCGUGGGUGGACGGCAUCAUCCGCGACAUCAUCGGCAGCAGCGGCGGCGCCGUGGUCUCCGUCGCGCAGCUCAUCCACAACGUCCGCGAGAUCAUCCACCCCUGCAACCCCGGCCUCGCCUCCCUCCUCGAGCUCCGCCUCCGCUCCCUCCUCAACGCCGCCGACCCCGCCGCUCCACUGCACCAGCCUCUCCCGCAUCCUCCUGCUCUCCCGCCGGUGCCCGCGCUCCCUCCUCCCCCGCCGCCCCAACUCACAGUAACAGACAAGCGCCGCCACGAGCCUCAGCAGGUGGGGGAGCCGACGAAUCCGUCACCGCAGCAGGAGGAGCCCAAGCCGCCAACAGCGGAGGAGACCGCCGCGGCAGCAGCCGCAGCCGCCGCCGCUGCUGCCGCGGCCGCCAAGGAGAGGAAAGAAGAGCAGCGGCGGAAGCAGCGCGAUGAGGAGGGGCUACACCUGCUGACGCUGCUGCUACAGUGCGCCGAGGCGGUGAACGCCGACAAUCUUGACGACGCGCACCAGACGCUGCUGGAGAUCGCCGAGCUCGCCACGCCCUUCGGCACCUCCACGCAGCGCGUCGCCGCCUACUUCGCGGAGGCCAUGUCGGCGCGCCUCGUCAGCUCCUGCCUGGGCCUGUACGCGCCGCUGCCGCCGGCGUCCCCGGCCGCGGCGCGCCUCCACGGGCGCGUCGCCGCCGCGUUCCAGGUAUUCAACGGGAUCAGCCCGUUCGUCAAGUUCUCGCACUUCACGGCGAACCAGGCGAUCCAGGAGGCGUUCGAGCGGGAGGAACGGGUCCACAUCAUCGACCUGGACAUCAUGCAGGGGCUUCAGUGGCCGGGGCUCUUCCACAUCCUCGCCUCCCGCCCCGGCGGCCCGCCCAGGGUGAGGCUCACCGGCCUCGGCGCGUCCAUGGAGGCGCUCCAGGCCACGGGGAAGCGCCUCUCCGACUUCGCCGACACGCUCGGCCUGCCCUUCGAGUUCUGCGCCGUCGCCGAGAAGGCCGGCAAUGUGGACCCGGAGAAGCUGGGCGUCACGCGGCGGGAGGCCGUCGCCGUCCACUGGCUCCAUCACUCGCUCUACGACGUCACCGGCUCCGACUCCAACACGCUCUGGCUCAUCCAAAGGCUGGCCCCGAAGGUGGUGACAAUGGUGGAGCAGGACCUGAGCCACUCGGGCUCCUUCCUGGCGCGCUUCGUGGAGGCCAUCCACUACUACUCGGCGCUCUUCGACUCGCUAGACGCCAGCUACGGCGAGGACAGCCCGGAGCGCCACGUCGUCGAGCAGCAGCUGCUCUCCAGGGAGAUCCGCAACGUGCUCGCCGUCGGCGGCCCGGCGCGCACCGGCGACGUCAAGUUCGGCAGCUGGCGCGAGAAGCUCGCACAGUCGGGGUUCCGCUCGGCGUCGCUCGCUGGCAGCGCCGCCGCUCAGGCCUCUCUGCUCCUCGGCAUGUUCCCCUCCGACGGGUACACGCUCGUCGAGGAGAAUGGCGUGCUGAAGCUCGGCUGGAAGGAUCUUUGCCUGCUCACUGCAUCUGCUUGGCGCCCAAUUCAGACCCCGUGCCGUUAAAUCUGAGAGCAAAAUUAUUACUAUUACUACUAGAUCUCACUUGAGGUUCUUGCCCAGAUCUUUUGCCUCUGUUUAGCUAGCUGCUCAAUUUGGUCAAUUCUGAGAUUAGGAAAAUGAAAACAUUUCUGAUCACUAAUUGCUAGAUCUCUUCACAGUGAUAGUUACUGAUGUAAGCUUAGUUUUUCAUGGUAGAUUUUGUUCCACUGUCGAUCAUCUUCAUCAAUCUUUCCAAUCAGUCAAGUUUUCAUCUUCA
Setaria italica (foxtail millet) is the source of this 2505-nucleotide messenger RNA. Its product is annotated as protein SCARECROW-like. NCBI's taxonomy places the organism in Eukaryota, Viridiplantae, Streptophyta, Magnoliopsida, Poales, Poaceae. The record is from RefSeq and is a predicted model, not a curated record. Gene Ontology annotation, cellular component: nucleus. The transcript has 2 exons. Gene Ontology annotation, molecular function: DNA-binding transcription factor activity; sequence-specific DNA binding. Gene Ontology annotation, biological process: leaf development; regulation of DNA-templated transcription; asymmetric cell division. The coding region runs from base 252 to 2252 and encodes 666 amino acids.